AUGUGGGAGCGCACACUCCAAGAUCUAAUACGCGGUCUCAGAGCAAACAAGAAUGACGAGUCCAAGUUUAUUGCGCAAGCCAUCGAGGAAAUCCGGCGUGAAGUACGUAGCAAGGAUAUGGAACUCAAAGCUGCCGCUAUCCUCAAGAUGACAUUCCUUGACAUGCUAGGUUAUGACCUAUCAUGGGCAGAUUUCAAUAUUAUCGAGGUCAUGAGUUCUACAAAGUACCAUUUAAAGACAGUAGGAUACCUUGCAGCUUCCCAGUCCUUCUCUGAACGGACAGACGUCCUCAUGCUUACGACCAAUUUGCUCAAGAAGGAUCUUUCUUCUAAUCCUGCAGAUGUGGCAUUGGCACUCAACGGCUUGUCUCAUUUCGUCACACCCGACCUCGCGCGAGACCUCACCCAGGAGCUCAACGCAAUGUUAAACCAUUCAAGGGCACAUAUACGGAAGCGGGUCAUUCUUGCAUUGUUCAAAGUCAUCCAACAGCAUCCAGAAACUCUCCCUUUCUGCUUGCCACGGCUUAUAGAGAAACUUGAUGAUCCCGACUUCUCUGUCGUUUCUUCAACUGUCAAUCUCUUCUGCGAACUCUCUCGGCGGAAUCCUCAAGAUUUUCUCAGCCUGGCCCCUCCACUAUUCCAUAUCCUUACAACUUCAUCGAACAACUGGAUGCUCAUAAAGGUUAUCAAAUUGUUUGGAGCCAUUUCUCCGUAUGAGCCCCGUCUAGCAAAGAAGUUGCAAGGACCCAUCACCGAUCUCAUCCAAACCACCGCAGCCAUUUCUCUGCUGUACGAGUGUGUUCACACAUGCAUAAUCGGGGGGAUGCUCGACGGAAGCGAUGGGUUAGCCCUGGCUCGUCUCUGCGUCAACAAACUAUCAACCUUCCUCGAGAAUGACGAUCAAAACCUGAAAUACAUAGCCUUGAUGGCCAUGGUAAAGAUUGUGCCCGUUCGCCCCGAGUUGGUGGCAGAACACCAGGCGGUAACUCCAUAUAACCUUCAAUAUCUCGUUCAACAAUUACUGUCUCACUUGGUCAAAGCUAAUCAAACGUCAUCAACUCCUUCAGCCCAGGCAACUCUCGCUCAGGCACUCCAGUCGGACGGGCAGUCCACAUCAGGGAUAAGCCUAUAUACCCCAGCCUAUCGCCAAGAAAUCUCCAGCAGAAUCAUAGACAUGUGCUCAAGAAACAUGUACGAAAAUGUUCAAGACUUCGACUGGUAUCUGUCUGUACUCCUGGAUUUGAUCUAUAUUGCCAAUGUCGACAUUGCUGCCAUGAUUUGUGAUCAACUCGUCAAUGUAGCUGUUCGUGUCCGAGCAUCGAGAGCGUAUGCAGUCCAGUUGAUGGCCAAACUCCUCGACGACGAUGGGAUCGUGCUUGGAGCCAACGAUCCCACAAAAUGCACGGGCGUGCUAUGGGCAGCAGCGUGGAUAUGUGGUGAAUAUAGCGAAGAACUAAUAUCCCCACGAACUGUUCUUACACGACUGAUACAACCAUCGAUAUCGCUACUAUCGUCGGACAUUAUUGCCGUAUACAUCCAAGCGACUCUCAAGGUCUUGUCUCGUUGGACAUAUGACCUUGCGGAGGGCUGGUCUAAUGAGCAACUCAAGUCGGCAAAGGAGACAGUUGAUGCCGUACUCACAGGGCUUAAUCCUCUGUGCUGCCAUGCGGAUAUGGAGGUGCAAGAGAGGGCGGCAAAUGCCGCACAACUUGUGACACUCAUUCAUGCAGAUCUGUCAACAUUUCAACCGAAGCCUUUCGUUGAGACGCCCCAGCAAGACGCUUACCUCACUGGAUUCGAGGAUCCGACCCCACAGACGAAUGAUUUCCCCAAAAGCUUGCUCCUUUUGCGGCGCUUCUUCAACUCUUACAAGCUGCGCCCAGUAGCUGUAAAUGCGAACAAGCAGGUUCCGAUACCAGCCGGCCUUAAUCUUGAUUCCUGGAUUACUGCGCCACCAAAACGUGCGCUUGACGAAGAUGUGCGAGAACGCAAGAAGAAGAAAAAGUCGAAGAAGGGCAAGGAGAAAGCGGAGUCGACAGCGGAACGUGUCAAUGAAGGCUUGAGUAAGGGAUAUGUAGAGUAUAAUGAGGACGAGGAAGAAGCUGCUCAGCGUCGUGCAGAGCGGUUAGCGAGACAGCGAGACGACCCGUAUUAUUUGACAGAUGCGCCUAAAUCCAAGUCUGUAGGAUCACCCGACGUCGACUCAAUACCAGUUGUGCGAUUAGAGGGGAUGCCUUCUCUAUCCGCCUUAACCCCUCCACGGCCAUCAUCUCGUUUGUCAGACGUUCAGCCACCCCCAGCGCAUAAACACUUUGAACUAGACCGAGACGAAGAAACGCCAGCGCAUCUGGCAGUAGCAUCGUCACCUGCAACUCGUCCAGGUACCCCAUUGACGGAAGCUGAAAUCCCAAGCGGAUUAGAAACACCUGACGCGAUCGUUGUCAAACGGGCAAAGAAAAAGGGAACUGGUAAACGAAAGACGCCUGUACCUCCGCUAUGA
Molecule: messenger RNA, 2499 nt
Organism: Serendipita indica DSM 11827
Lineage: Eukaryota; Fungi; Basidiomycota; Agaricomycetes; Sebacinales; Serendipitaceae
Source: the annotation of a GenBank genome assembly